AAACCAAGGAGCAGAAGGCUGCUCAGCUCAGCUUACCUUUUCCUUUUCUCCCAGGUUAUCUGUUAUAUCGAAACGAACAGCGCCAGACUUUGUUUAAUUUAACCAGACAACAGAUUGUAUCGUGUAUCUACAGCCUCAUGGCGUCUGGAGGCCCCAUGAUGAACGGCGACAUCUCUCGCUCCCCCGCUCAGUCCGGCGCUCUGGAGGAAACCGUGAGGCAGAUGAACAUCCUCAUCCAGGAGAACAGAGACCUGAAAGAGGCCUUGCGUCAGACCAACCUGACCAUGAAGGAGCGUUUCGAGGGUCUGACGGCGUGGCGGGAGAAGCAGCGGGAGGAGCGGGGCUUCCUGGAGAGCCGGCUCGAGGAAGCUCGGAGCCGCAUCGAGGUGCUGACGGUGGAAAACCUGGAGCUGAGGAAACAGCUGGAGAGGGCCGGCGGAGAGGGCGGAGCYCCGGCGGGGAGUCAGAACGCAGAGGUGCUGCGCGCUCAGGUKGCCCGCCUGCAGGCUGAGAAGAACGACCUGGUGGCUCUGAACUCGGAGCUGCAGCUGAGGGCCGAGCAGGACUCUCAGGACGACUCCUUCAUCGAGGUCAUCAAAGUGUCGGACGGAGGCGUGGAGGGCGUGAACGAGGCSUGCGGCGCCGAGCGCAGCCGUCGCCUCGACCUCAGCAUGACGGCGUCCCGGAUGGACAGCGAGGGCGUGACGGUGAGCCAGCUGCUGCAGUCGCUGAGGAACGAGACGCAGCGCUGUGAGCGCCUGGAGGCGGAGCUACAGGCCUCUGCUGCCAGAAUCAAAAAGCUGGAGGAGAGCAAGUUUGGAGAGGAGUCGUCGACCCAAACGGAGACGGAGGAGAAUUCCGAGAAGGCGGCGUCUGAGGUGGAGACCCUGAAGGCUCAGGUGAUGACGCUGUUCAAGGAGCUGCAGCAGGCCCAGAGCAAGCUGGACGACGCCGAAGGCAUGAAGAAGAACCUGCAGGACAGAUGUCGGGAGGUGGAGCAGGACGUAUCGACCCUGAAGGCUCAGCUGGUGGACCGGCAGGCCGUGCAGACGGAGAACGAGCGGCUGAAGCUGCAGCUGGGUAGCGUCCAGGCUCAGACUCAGAUCGAGCAGAGGAAGGCGGACGAGGAGAGGACCAACCUGGCACAGCUGAAGGACGCCUACACCAAGCUGUUUGAAGACUACAACGAGCUGAAAGAGGAGAAGAAGAAGAGAGAAUCCCAGCUGGUGGACAAGGAGCUUGUGGAGGAUCUGCAGCAGCGUCUGACCGCGGCUGAAGAGGCGCUGGCCRUCAAACAGUGCAAGAUCGACGAGAUGAAGCAGGACAUGUUCCAGAAGGAGAAGGAGCUGGAGACCAUCUCGGUCUUCCAGGCUCAGGCAGAGGUCUACUCCUCGGACUUCUACGCCGAGCGAGCGGCGAGAGAGAAAAUCCACGAGGAGAAGGAGCGCCUGGCUGCUCAGCUGGAGUUCAUAAAGAAGCAGAACAGUCAGCUGCAGGAGGAGAUGGACUCUCUGGGCCGGCGCUCACUGAAUGAAAUGCAGCGAAGACAUGGGACGACUGGAGGGAGUCCACACGGACCCGGAGCAUCUCUGGUUGGACGAGGUGCCGACUGGCAGCAUCAGGGGAACAUUCCUGAACACGCCUGCCCCAAGUGCAAUGAGAUCCUGCCAGACCUGGACUCCCUGCAGAUCCACAUCAUGGACUGCAUCAACUAACUGCAGCUUCAGYGGCUGCUUUAGCACCUUUUUAUCUGAGUCUUCCUCCUCUUUCUCUGUCUGAACCCCCGAGAUGCCACCCUUCUUGCUUUUGGAACAGUUUACCUUUCAGAGCUGUGGAAACAUCAGGAGUUUGGCUAUGCAUGUUAAUAACAGAGUGWUGGCUCGAAUUAUCUGUACACAAAUUUAAUUCAGUUGAAAGUAAAUAAAUAUAAACAGAUGUUAUUUUCUGGGCAAACAGAAAUGUUUGCUCUCUGCUCAUUCUGCACAAUAAUUAACCAACCAAAGCUGAACUUGUACAAAUUAAAAGCAUUAUUUUAAGUAUUUACUUGUGAAGGUUUUUCAGAUGUCUUCCUUUUCUGUAUAAAAUUUAAUUCUUUUCGUAUAUUUUCUCAGUAAGGAACRAGGAGCCUGAAUCUUGUAGGGACUUUAAUAUGAAGGUCUAUAUAUAUUUUUUUGAUUUUGCAGCUAAUACUUGUUAUUAGAACCUAAUAUAUUUACCUAUAGUAGUAGUUAUGCAGGGAGCUCUCUGCCAAGUCUGUACACUGUGGAGUACAAAAGUUUGUAACUCUCUUAAGAAAAUAAAAUCUUUACUCCUGUGAUGUAAUAAARUCUUGAAGCAUUAAAAUAAAUUUAAUGUGACCAGUGAAGUGGCUUUUUUAUUCGUCUGACUGUAGCUUUUGAAACAUUAAAAAAGUUCUUUCACGGUCA
This is a messenger RNA of Austrofundulus limnaeus, 2426 nucleotides long. It is a transcript of the gene optn, whose product is annotated as optineurin. Gene Ontology annotation, biological process: regulation of canonical NF-kappaB signal transduction; protein localization to Golgi apparatus; Golgi ribbon formation. The record is from RefSeq and is a predicted model, not a curated record. Lineage: Eukaryota; Metazoa; Chordata; Actinopteri; Cyprinodontiformes; Rivulidae. Gene Ontology annotation, molecular function: K63-linked polyubiquitin modification-dependent protein binding. Gene Ontology annotation, cellular component: cytoplasm; Golgi apparatus; nucleus.